AUGACGUUCGUGGCCCCAGAUAAUCUCUCCAAGAAGAGCACAUACGAAGAGGCCUUGAACCUUACAGGUUUCGGCAAAUACAAUGCUGGUAUGCUAAUAGCUUGCUGCCUGCUCAUCCUCUCUAUGAACCUGGACAUGUUUGGAUUCUCCGUCGUCCUACCAGCCAUGGCUUGUGACAUGUCGCUCGAUACAUCACAACAAGGUCUCCUGUCUGCUAUACCUCUUAUAGGUAUGAUUGUAUCAUCUUAUGGUUGGGGCUUGUGCUCCGACACACAAGGUCGGCGGAAAACGUUGCUCAUAGCAAUGCCAGUUGCAUUAAUUCUCAGCCUUGCAACUACCAUGGCGCCUACCUUCGCGCUAAUAGCAACUUUCAAAUUUUUGUCUGUUUCAUUCUCAGCGGCAGCUAACGCAGCUGCCUUUGUCUUAUUAGCUGAGAGCGUACCAAGCAGACAUCGCAGCCGAUUUGUAUUUCUCAUGGCUAGCGCUACGAUGGUGGAGCAACUCCUUAUUUGCUCCUUCGCUUUACCAAUAUUUACGCUGACUUUCGGCUACGAGAUCUCCUGGCUAGGCUUGGUGUACACUCCAUGGCGAAUGCUGUUGCAAAUCGUCUGUGUGCCCUGUGCGCUAGGAACCAUAUUAAUGAUAUUCCUGCAAGAGAGCCCCAAGUAUCUGCUCAGUAGAGGCAAAGAUGAGGAGGCCUUAGAAGUUUUGAAAACUAUUUACAAAUACAACUCUGGCGAAAAUAAGGAAGAUUAUCCUGUUAAGUACGUGUAUCUCAAUGAAACCACAGCGGACAAUUCUGCUGGAAUUUCCCUAUUGAAAAAGAUCUGGAACCAAACUGCGCCACUUUUCAAGCCUCCUCUAUUGAAAAACUCUGCCAUACUUUUCUAUUUACUGCUCUCUGCAUUUACUACAUCAACUGGUUUCACCAUGUGGGUGCCGACUAUGACCAACGCUUAUUUCACUGGCGAUGAAAGCCACCACGGUCGCACCUUCUGUGAAGUCGCUAGUCAAAGUGCGACAACUGGAUCCGGUAACGGCACUGAAUUCGAAGAUUGUUCCAAUAGUAUCCAAACCGGAGCUCUUUACGCUACAAUGGUGUACUCUGGAGUUUCAACAAUGUUGAUGAUCACUCUAUCCUUUAUCGUGGGCGUUGUUGGCAAGAAAAUCAUCACGCUCGCCAUCUUCGUCAUGUCAUUUACCGCCGGAACUCUACUGCUAUUCGUCAAAGUUCCUAUGCUGAGCAUCGCAUUGUUCUUCAUGUUCUUGUACGUUGCUCAAGUCUUGGGAAAUAUUAACACGUAUUUGGUCGAGCUGAACCCUACACAUUUGAGGAGUAUGGCAACGUGUCUGUCGGUAGUCAUAGCUCGUGGUUCAGGAUUUUUCAGCGUGCAAAUCAUCGCCAGUCUACUUGGGGAAUAUUGCACGCCAAUGAUAAGCGGAUAUAUUGUCUUAGUCAUGUCUGGAUUUGUUGUUGCAACGUUUUUACCAUCGGAGUCCAAAUUGAAAAGUAUAAGCCAAGGAGAACUAAGCCGUACAGCAGAUGUUGAAAGCCCUAAAGAUUAA
This is a messenger RNA of Spodoptera littoralis (African cotton leafworm), 1566 nucleotides long. The record is from the annotation of a GenBank genome assembly. NCBI's taxonomy places the organism in Eukaryota, Metazoa, Arthropoda, Insecta, Lepidoptera, Noctuidae.